Molecule: messenger RNA, 1920 nt
Organism: Rhagoletis zephyria (snowberry fruit fly)
Lineage: Eukaryota; Metazoa; Arthropoda; Insecta; Diptera; Tephritidae
Source: RefSeq, a predicted model, not a curated record
AUGGGCAACGUAGCCGAGGCCAUCGAGGAGGUGUCGGCCAGUGUUGCUGCCUCUAAAGAGGAAGAGGAGGAGGAAAAGUCUUCGGACAAGGAAAACCACAAUGGUCCUCCGGCUGCUGCUGACGAGCUCAUGUCUGAAGAGGAAGAGGAGGCGGUGAAGAAGUCCGAAGAGACGGUGGUGGAGGCCUUCCACAGCGUGGACGCCGAGAAGGAGCUCUCUGAAGAGGCGGCCGCGGCUUCAGCGGCUCCUUCGCUGGCCGACGACUCUUCUGCGCUGAACAGCAGCCGUCGCUCCUCGUACAUCGUCAAGAGUCCGAGCAUUCGGGUGGUGCACUUUGCCGAUGAGUCGGUGCGCAACAGCAGCAAUGGCGGCGGACUGGAGGCACUCGUCGAGGACUCAAAUGAGCCGCAGCAGCAGCAGACCACUCCGGUGGCCCAUAACGAGGGCACCAGCAAGUCCUCGCUGAAGAUCAAGGCUCGGCAGCUGACGCCCAUGGUGGUCAAGGAGGAGAAGGGAAAGAAGGUGACUGCCGGCAACAUUGUCUCAAAGACCGCCACCACCACAAAGGCCAGCACAGGCAGCAACAAGAACCCGCUGAGCAUUCAGGGCCUGCUUCGCAACCGACUCUCCAAGAAGUACAUCAAGCGCUUCUCAAAGUCCAUGGAGGAGGAGAAGGCCAAGGAGGAGGAGGAGGCGAAGAAGAAGAAGGAUGAGGAGAAGGGUCAGGGCCCAAGCUCUUCUGCUCCAGGAGCCGCAGCCCCAGCUGCCAAGCCCAAGAGCACCGUCAUUGGGCUGACGAAGAAGCGCGUCACCAUUGCCGCCGUGCCCGCAAAGAGUGCUACUACCACCACGACCACUUCGGCUCGAACUUCCACCACCACCGCCACCACCAGCGGCAAACGAGGCCUCAGCCUGAAGGGCAGCACCAGCGCCGGCCGUCGCUUCACCACCGCCGCCUCGAUGCUGCUGNGCAAGAACCCGCUGAGCAUUCAGGGCCUGCUGCGCAACCGACUCUCCAAGAAGUACAUCAAGCGCUUCUCAAAGUCCAUGGAGGAGGAGAAGGAGAAGGAGGAGGAGGCAAAGAAGAAGAAGGAUGAGGAGAAGGGUCAUGGCCCUAGCUCUUCUGCCCCAGCAGCCCCAGCUGCCAAGCCCAAGAGCACGGUCAUUGGGCUGACGAAGAACGGCAAACGAGGCCUCAGCCUGAAGGGCAGCACCAGCACCAGCGCCGGCCGUCGCUUCACCACCGCCGCCUCGAUGCUGCUGCGAAAGAAGUCGCUCACUUCGGCGGCGCCCAAAACUCCGCUGAAGAGCGGCGCCAACAACAACAAAGGUGACGCACUGAGCAAUGGUGCAGCAGUCAAUGGCGGUCCCAGCCGCCCCUCGCCCUACCUCGGCCUCUCCGUGCUGAACGCCCACUUCAUGUCCAAGUACUGCCGCAACUACACGCCCCCCACGGCGGCCGCCUCCUCGGCGCUGAAGAAGCAGCGGCCGAAGGCGACGGUCCCCGUGUCGCCCAAUCUGCACACCUCGACGCGCUGUACGAUGCGCAAGGCGCACACCAUGCCCAAUGUCUCGGCUGCUGCUCCAAAGCCUGCUCCAGUGGUGGUGGCUCGAAAGCCACUUCCGGCCAAGCCAAUGGCUAAGCCGGCGCCAACCACCGCCCCCGCUGCCUUUGUGCCCACCAAGGCGAUCACGCCCAAGUUCAGCACCGAGGCCCGUCUGAAGCUGUGGCACGUGAAGCACGGGGACCAGGCUGAUGGUGGUGCUGCUGCUCCUGGUGGUAAGGGUGGUGGCCUUCUCUUCAAGGCCCGCCCGAUGCCCAACUUCAAGCGGAUGCAGGCGGCGGCGGCGAAGCAGGCAGCGGCCGCCAUUGAGAAGGGCAAGCACGCGGUGAAGCCCAUUCACCAGGAGAAGAAGUAG